This is a messenger RNA of Chinchilla lanigera (long-tailed chinchilla), 688 nucleotides long. RefSeq names its product apoptogenic 1, mitochondrial (gene Apopt1). The record is from RefSeq and is a predicted model, not a curated record. Gene Ontology annotation, biological process: intrinsic apoptotic signaling pathway. The transcript has 5 exons. Lineage: Eukaryota; Metazoa; Chordata; Mammalia; Rodentia; Chinchillidae. Gene Ontology annotation, cellular component: mitochondrion. The coding region runs from base 17 to 598 and encodes 193 amino acids.
AAGUGGCGGGGCGGCUAUGGCGGCGCUCCGCUCCGGCCCGAAGGCCCUACGGUCGCCUCUGUGCCGCGGCUUCGCGGGCGGCGGCUCCCGGCUCGCUCCGGAGCGCAGGGCCGAGCGGAGGGACGCGGCGCCCGGCGGGGCCUCAAGAUUCUGCCCUCCAAGAAAAUCUCGCCAUGAUUGGAUCGGACCCCCAGAUAAACAUUCCAACCUCCGCCCUGUUCACUUCUACAUCCCUGAAAAUGAAUCAUCAUUGGAACAAAAGCUCAGGGAACUGAGACAGGAAACACAAGCAUGGAACCAGCAGUUCUGGGCAAACCAGAAUUUGAGUUUUAGUAAGGAGAAGGAAGCCUUCAUCCAAGCAAGACUGCAAGCCCGAGGCCUGGGCCUGGGGGCAGAAUCAGGUCCAAAAGCAACGCUGAGUGCAGAAGACAUGGCUGACUUUUACAAGGAAUUUCUCAGUAAAAAUUUUCAGAAGCACAUGUGUUACAACAGAGACUGGUACAAGCGUAAUUUUGCCAUCACCUUCAUCAUGGGCAGAGUGGCCCUGCAGAGGAUUUGGAACAAGCUGAGACAGAAGCCAAAGCGGACGAGCUGUUAGCCUGCCCUGGCCCCAGCGUGACCUGCCCAGCUGGCUGCCCCUCGGGAGGGCCUGUGGCUGACCGGGUCACCCACGUCUCAGGGCAGGGCC